Molecule: messenger RNA, 1741 nt
Organism: Perognathus longimembris pacificus (Pacific pocket mouse)
Lineage: Eukaryota; Metazoa; Chordata; Mammalia; Rodentia; Heteromyidae
Gene: Gc
Product: GC vitamin D binding protein
Exons: 13
Coding region: 163-1593 (476 amino acids)
Biological process (GO): vitamin transport
Cellular component (GO): cytoplasm; blood microparticle
Molecular function (GO): vitamin transmembrane transporter activity; vitamin D binding
Source: RefSeq, a predicted model, not a curated record
UGAGCCAAGGAUUACUGACUGCACCUUGUUUCUAUGUGGAUAUUAAUAAUUGAUUAGUGCAUAGUCCAAUAGGCUAGUAACAAAAGAACUGGUAACUUUGGGCUUCUACCUUUUCCAUAGUGAGGCCCAGGAGCCAGGAGGGGCUACAGGAUACUGGCAAAAAUGAAGAGGGCCUUGGUUCUCCUGCUUGCUGUAGCAUUUGGGAAUGCUUUAGAGAGAGGUCGAGAUUAUGAAAAGGAUAAAGUCUGCAAAGAGCUUGCCGUGCUGGGGAAAGAGGACUUUCGAUCUCUAGCUCUAGUCCUGUACAGCAGGAAGUUCUCCAGUGGCACGUUCGAACAGGUCAGCCAGCUCGUGAACCAGGUGGUCUCCUUGACGGCAGAGUGUUGUGCCCCGGGAGCCGACCCCGACUGCUACGACACCAGGACCUCAGAGCUGUCCGUGAAGUCCUGCGAAAGCGACUCCCCUUUCCCAGUGCACGCAGGGACUCCUGAGUGCUGCUCCAAAGAGGGCCUGGAGAGGAAGCUCUGCAUGGCUGCCCUGAGCCACCAGCCGCAGGAGUUUCCCAGCUACGUGGAGCCAACCAACGAGGAAGUCUGUGAGGCCUUCAGGAAAGACCCCAAGGCAUUUGCUGACCAAUUUUUGUAUGAAUAUUCUAGUAGUUACGGGCAGGCUCCUCUGCCACUUUUAGUCGGUUAUACCAAGAGUUAUCUGUCCAUGGUAGGGUCCUGCUGUACCUCGGCAAACCCCACUGUGUGCUUUCUGAGAGAGAGACUCCAGAUUAAACAAUUAUCACUUCUUACCACUAUGUCCAAUCGAGUCUGUUCACAAUAUGCUGCUUAUGGAAAGGAGAAAUCAAGGCUCAGUCACCUCAUAAAACUGGCGCAGAAAGCACCGACUGCUGAACUAGAGCAUGUUUGGCCGCUAGCUGAAGAUGCCACAGAGAUCCUCGCAGGAUGCUGUCAGUCCACCGCGGAGGACUGCAUGGCUAGAGAGCUGUCUGAAUAUACAGUGAAAACCUGUGACAACUUAACCUCAAUGAAUUCUAAGAUUAAGGAAUGCUGCCAAGAAAAGACACCCAUGGACAUUUUUGUGUGCAUUUACUUCAUGCCCGCUCUCCAACCAACCCAACAGUUAGCUGCUGAGCUGCCCAUAACUCAAGACCUGUGUGACCAAGGAAACACCAAAGCCGCCGCUCGGUAUGCGUUUGAGCUAAAUAAAAGGACUCGUAUUCCCGAAGUGUUCCUCAGCAAACUACUUGAGCCAACCCUGAAAGGCCUCAGGAAGUGCUGCGACUUUCAAGACCCCACCGCCUGCUUUAAUGAUAAGAACCCUCAGAUGACAACGGUACUAAAUUCUUUCCUUGGAAAGGUACAUGAACUGUGUGCUGAUUAUUCAGAAAACACAUUUACGGAGUACAAGAAAAAACUGGCAGAGCGGCUAAGAGCCAAACAUCCCGACGCUGCGUCCAGCGAGCUGGAAGCGCUGGUUGACAGGAACUCCGACUUGGCCUCCAAGUGCUGCUCCAUGAACUCGCCUCCCCUCUACUGUGGCUCCGCGAUUGAUAACGAAAUGCAAGACGUCCUGCAAUUCUGAGGUGUAUACUAUCUUUGACUUGGAUCUGGAACCAUCCCAGGGAACUACAUCCAAUAGCCAAAACUAAGCAGAACCAUGAAGCUUCCAGAAGGACUACCUUGAUACCCCCCUACCACGCCUACCUACAACAUCUUCAUUCAAUGAUUAA